AGAAUCCCUCAAGCAACAGCUAAAUUUUUUAAUUUAUUUCUAUUUUCUUGAAAAUAUCAGCAACGUCCUACUCAACAUAUCCCUCUUUAUAUAAUCCAAUACUCACACUGAUUUUGAUCAUAAAAGCCUCAGCCAAACAUUCCAUGCAAGUAGGGUGUCUCACUAUCUUGGUUUCCUAUAGUCAACAACAUAGCACCAAUCAUUUUCUGUCUACAAAUGGCUCCUAGGAAGGAAGUAUUUGAGGGAGUGGAAUGGAGGAUAAGGGUGGCUGCUGAUGGCUCAUCAGAGGCAUUGGUUCCCGCUACUGGGCUUGCAAGAAAGGCCUGGCUUGGAAUAAAAGGUCUAAUUUUAGGUUUUGCUUUGAAAGUGAGGAUGUUUGUGAAGAAAGCAUGGGACGUGGGGACUAAUGAUCCUAGAAAAGUGAUCCAUUGCAUUAAAGUAGGACUGGCACUCGCAAUUGUAUCAUUGUUCUACUUCAUGAGGCCUUUGUAUGAUGGUGUUGGAGGCAAUGCUAUGUGGGCUGUUAUGACAGUUGUGGUAGUAUUUGAGCCAACUGUUGGAGCAACCCUAUACAAAUGUUUCAACAGAGUUUUAGGGACCUUUCUAGCCGGAUUUCUUGCGGUUGGGGUACACUGGGUCGCCAGUCAGUCAGGAGAAAGAGUUGAGCCCUUUGUUGUGGGAGCCUCAGUUUUCCUAUUAGCUUCGGCAGCAACCUUCUCUCGACUCAUUCCAUCAGUAAAGUCCCGGUUUGAUUAUGGUGCCCUGAUCUUCAUACUCACCUUCAGCUUCGUUGCAGUAUCAGGCUAUAGAGUGGAUAAAUUGUUUGAGCUGACCCAUCAUAGAAUAUCCACCAUUAUCAUUGGAUCUUCCUUGUGCAUACUUGUAAUCAUGCUUGUCUACCCCAUUUGGUCUGGUCAGGAGCUCCAUAGCCUGAUAGUUCGUAACAUGGACAAACUCGCAGAUUCCCUGGACGGUUGUGUAACACAGUAUUUUAAUCGGAGUGGGGGAGGUACCAACAGCGAGGAAGAGGCUACUGAUAAUAAAUUGCAAGGCUACAAGUGCGUGCUAAGCUCCAAGGCAUCCGAAGAAUCUAUGGCAAAUUUUGGUAGGUGGGAGCCUUCCCAUGGCCAGUUCAACUUCCGGCAUCCGUGGAAACAAUACCUAAAAAUAGGUGCAUCCAUGCGCAGUUGUGCUUACUGCAUAGAGGCUCUCAACAGUUGCAUAAAAUCAGAAAAUCAGGCAGCUAAAUUAAUAAAGCAGCAUCUUGGCAGUGGUUGCUUGAAAGUGAGCUCUAGCUCUUCAAAUGUCAUAAGGGAGCUUGCAGAAACGGUGAAGAUGAUGAAGAAGAAAUCAUCAACGACAGAUUUGUUGGCGGAGGAAAUGAAGAGCGCAGUGCAAGAGCUCCAGAAUGACUUAAAAACGAUUCCUCAUUUGCUGAAUCCAUCAGCAAUUCCGGGAAACAAAACCUUAGAGACAGCCUGCUCGGAAGCAACAACACCCACAGUCACUCUGAUGGAACUCGUACCAGUGGUGACUUUGGCUUCUAUACUGAUUGAAAUUUCUGGGCGGAUUGAAGCCCUAGUUGACGCUGUGGAAGAACUAGCCAAGCUAGCUGAAUUUGGAAUCAAUGAUGACAAGUCCAAGCACAGCAAAAUGACUGAUAAAACUGUAUCAGAUGCAAAGCACAUCACCCAGGGGAUUUGCUUAUACUGACAAGACACAAAACCAAGUCUAGGCUCGGCCCAACACAUGUAUCCUUGGAAAUGGAGUGAACAAAAAACUGCCACUGGAAAUAUAUUUCUUGCCAUAUUAUAUGACAUGUCUUGUUUCUCAGCACCAAUUGUAUCAAUGAAUUAAAAAACGGAUUCAAAUCAUUCACUAUUUUAUUAACAAAACGAAUAACAUCCGAUCAAGGAACAUAGCAAAAAAGCACAGGGAAGAACAAUGCAUAAAAUAUUUUCGAUUGGGAAGAAGAAAAAGACAGAGACAUCAUCCAUAUACUUGGUUAAUGAGGAGAAUCAUCCAGAAAACAUUCAUGGAUAACCCUACCAGUU
This is a messenger RNA of Gossypium arboreum, 2054 nucleotides long. RefSeq names its product aluminum-activated malate transporter 10-like. The coding region runs from base 217 to 1713 and encodes 498 amino acids. Gene Ontology annotation, biological process: malate transport. The transcript has 6 exons. NCBI's taxonomy places the organism in Eukaryota, Viridiplantae, Streptophyta, Magnoliopsida, Malvales, Malvaceae. Gene Ontology annotation, cellular component: plant-type vacuole membrane. The record is from RefSeq and is a predicted model, not a curated record.